This is a messenger RNA of Galeopterus variegatus (Sunda flying lemur), 1671 nucleotides long. It is a transcript of the gene PBX2, whose product is annotated as pre-B-cell leukemia homeobox 2. The transcript has 9 exons. Gene Ontology annotation, cellular component: nucleus. The coding region runs from base 20 to 1312 and encodes 430 amino acids. Lineage: Eukaryota; Metazoa; Chordata; Mammalia; Dermoptera; Cynocephalidae. Gene Ontology annotation, biological process: embryonic organ development; eye development; regulation of transcription by RNA polymerase II. The record is from RefSeq and is a predicted model, not a curated record. Gene Ontology annotation, molecular function: RNA polymerase II cis-regulatory region sequence-specific DNA binding; DNA-binding transcription factor activity, RNA polymerase II-specific.
CUCAGGGCCCCCCCCAGCUAUGGACGAGCGGUUGCUGGGGCCGCCCCCUCCAGGCGGGGGCCAGGGGGGCUUGGGAUUGGUGGGCGGGGAGCCUGGCGGCCCUGGCGAGCCUCCCGGUGGCGGAGACCCCGGUGGGGGUAGCGGGGGGGUCCCGGGAGGCCGAGGGAAGCAAGACAUCGGGGACAUUCUGCAGCAGAUAAUGACCAUCACCGACCAGAGCCUGGACGAGGCCCAGGCCAAGAAACAUGCCCUAAACUGUCACCGAAUGAAGCCUGCUCUCUUUAGUGUCCUGUGUGAAAUCAAGGAGAAAACCGGCCUCAGCAUUCGAAGCUCCCAAGAGGAGGAGCCAGUGGACCCACAGCUGAUGCGCUUGGACAACAUGCUUCUGGCAGAGGGUGUGGCUGGGCCCGAGAAAGGGGGGGGCUCAGCGGCAGCAGCCGCAGCCGCUGCAGCCUCUGGGGGCGGCGUGUCCCCUGACAACUCCAUCGAACACUCGGACUAUCGCAGCAAACUUGCCCAGAUCCGCCAUAUAUAUCACUCCGAGCUGGAGAAGUAUGAGCAGGCAUGUAAUGAGUUCACGACCCAUGUCAUGAAUCUGCUGAGGGAGCAGAGCCGCACGCGCCCCGUGGCACCCAAGGAGAUGGAGCGCAUGGUGAGCAUCAUCCACCGGAAGUUCAGCGCCAUCCAGAUGCAGCUCAAGCAGAGCACCUGCGAGGCUGUCAUGAUCCUGCGUUCCCGCUUCCUGGAUGCCAGGCGAAAACGCCGUAACUUCAGCAAACAAGCCACUGAAGUCUUAAAUGAGUAUUUCUACUCCCACCUGAGUAACCCAUAUCCUAGUGAGGAGGCGAAGGAGGAGCUCGCCAAAAAGUGCGGCAUCACCGUCUCUCAGGUCUCCAACUGGUUUGGCAACAAGCGGAUUCGCUAUAAGAAAAAUAUUGGGAAGUUCCAAGAGGAGGCAAACAUCUAUGCUGUCAAGACUGCCGUGUCAGUCACCCAGGGGGGCCACAGCCGCACCAGCUCCCCGACACCCCCUUCCUCCGCAGGCUCUGGUGGCUCUUUCAAUCUCUCAGGAUCCGGAGACAUGUUUCUUGGGAUGCCCGGGCUCAACGGAGAUUCCUAUUCUGCUUCCCAGGUGGAAUCGCUCCGACAUUCAAUGGGGCCAGGGGGCUACGGGGAUAACCUCGGGGGAGGCCAGAUGUACAGCCCUCGGGAAAUGAGGGCAAAUGGUGGCUGGCAGGAGGCUGUGACCCCAUCCUCAGUGACAUCCCCAACCGAGGGACCAGGGAGUGUUCACUCCGACACCUCCAACUGAUCUUGCCCCUCAGGAUCACAGGGGUGGACCCCUCACAAGGCGACUCUUGAAGAGGACGCAGGCAUCCAGAGGACAAACCCCCAAACACAGAAGAAGCACAAGACAGAAGGGCAAAUGGGGUUGUCCCCUCCCCAACUAGACUCUCAGUGCUGGGGGUGCUGACUAUAUGUCAGGGAGAAUGGGACCCCUAAGGGGAAAGUGGGGUCUGUCUCCUCCUUUUUUCCUUUUUUCAGUCUUUUUCCUCUCCCCCUUUCUCUCUUACACAGAAACACAUACCCAGAAACCUAUUUUUCUGACCCCCUUUUCUCCUCUUCCUCUGUCUCUGUCUCUCUGCUCUUCUCGCUCCCUCUCUCUCUCUC